Messenger RNA from Klebsormidium nitens, 1446 nucleotides. Lineage: Eukaryota; Viridiplantae; Streptophyta; Klebsormidiophyceae; Klebsormidiales; Klebsormidiaceae. The record is from the annotation of a GenBank genome assembly.
UGACCAAGUUGACCAUAGACUACAUAGAUUCGCCAUCACUUUCCUCAGCUUUCAAAGACGAUAGCAAGCUGUAUCAACCCCUCUCCCAUAGGGAGCGCAAAAAAGACCAGCAAGAACCAACUUUGAGAAGAUGCAGGCGUUGAGCUGGCAGUAGUAAUAGAAGAAAUGGAGGGGAGAAUGUUGCAGGGAAAAAGGCUCACCAGCAUUAAGAGGAUAUGACGAAGUUAUGAAAGCGGGUCGGACGUUGAAGUGCAGAUUGCAGGCAAUUUUCGGCGUUGCUGUUUGCAAUGCUGUGAUUUACAAUGAAGAGAAUUAAGGCGAUCAUUGCAGUGGUUAUUAUCCUGGUGUUCCUGGGAAUAGAUGGCUUCGGAGGCUGGCUGCGCACACAGUGCAUGUUCUCAGCAUCCACAGCACUGGCGCCACCCAAGCCGCCCAUCUUCUUCCUGGCGAAUGAUCUUCGAGACUUUGUGGUCGCCAACGUCCAGAUGGCGUCCCUGCACAAUCCUGGCACUCCCAUUUACGUCAUCACCAGCUGUGACCAGUUCGAGCUGGGACGGGGGGCCCAGCUGGAACGUCUACUUUCGCUGCCCCUUGUCAGGCUGAAACUGAUAGAGAACCACCUAGCCAAUGGCACCGACGCCGAGGCUUUCGAGCGCAUGUACUGGCCCCACAGUUUGACCAGCUUCAAGUUCGGGCUGUUCAACUUCCAGCGCUUCUUUGUGGUGCGGGACAUCGCGCGCGAGGAAGGCCUGCCCCGCUUCUGGCAGGUCGACUUCGACAUCGCCCUCUUCGCUGACGUCAGCGAGCUCGCACGUGAGGCUCCGACGGCGGAUCUCGUGGCGCUCAAUUCGUUCUCGACGCACUUCGCCCUGUGGACGCUGGACACGCUGCAGCGGUUCUGCGACUACAUGCUCGAUUUCUACACGCGACCUAGGGAGCAGGCUGAAGCGGACAUCUGGAGGUUUGGGGAGCGGAUGAAUCAAACCUGGGCGCAAUGGAGUGACAUGUUCAUGUUGCAUUCCUUCAUCGAAACCCAGCAGCAGGACUUGCGUAUUAAGUUUUUGGUGCAAGGGUUCUACGACCGUCCCGUCAUGCAGUAUCCAGUGGUUGGUCACUACCUAAAGGGUCAUCUUCGAUAUCUUGGGGUAGAAAAUCUGGGACUCCUUCUAGGCUGGGACUGUAAAGAGAGCGAGUUCGACAAGCGAAUUGAGUUAAAGCGAAUUGAUGAUAGGUUCGUACCGGUCUUUAAUGAGACUGCGUUGCUGGGGCUGCAUUUCCAAGGCUACUACUGUAAACAAUGGGCUUCGAAGCUUUUAGGGCGUCUAACAGAGGCUGCGCUAGGAAGCACGAGACUAUUACCGCUGGGAGCCAUGUGACACUGACAGUCGAGCCUGUACAAACGACCGGGCCUGUACAGUAUCCAUCGAGAUAACAUCGAGUCCUACC